AUGGACAAAAUUUUUCCUAAAGAUACAAUUAAGAAUACGGCUGAUUCGAUCGGAAUUACAAAUCUUAAGGACAACGCAGCGGCUGCCUUAGCCCUUGAUGCCGAGUAUAGAAUUCAUGAGAUUAUACAGGAAGCAAAUAAGUUUAUGCGUCACUCGAAACGUACAAGGCUUACUGGCGAAGACAUAAAUAAUGCUCUUCGCGUUGUUAAUGUAGAUCCGCUAUACGGAUUUACUUUAAAUGACAAUUUCAAAUUUCAACGCACUCUAGUAACAGGUCAACAAGAAUUGUUAUAUAUGGAUGAUGAUGAAUAUGAAUUUGAAAACCUUAUUGCCUCGCCUAUGCCAAAAUUACCUGCGGAAGUCACAUUUACUGCUCACUGGCUUGCUGUAGAAGGUGUCCAGCCAGCAAUACCUCAUAACCCUCCCCCACCUAUCGAAGAUACUAUACCAGAUAAUAGUCGUAAAAAGGCACCUUCAAAUGCCAUUGUUCAAGUUCCUAAUGGUGUGGUGACCGGCACACCUGAUAUUGAACUCAAACCUUUAGUUCAACAUGUAAUCUCUCAAGAAUUGAAGGUGUUUUAUGAUAAGGUCACAAAGACCAUAAAAGGAGGGGAUAGUAAAAUGAAAGUAUCUGUUCUCUAUAAUCUUCAACAUGAUACUGGGUUAGCACAAUUGCUUCCAUAUUUUGUACGAUUUAUUUGUGAACAGAUCGGACAAAAUAUAAAAAAAAACCCCGUAUUAGAAUCAAUAUUGGAAAUGACUAAUGCAUUAAUAAAUAAUACUAGUCUCCGCUUAGAACCUUAUUUACAUCACAUGGUUCCUGCGAUAUUAACUUGUGUUGUAAGAAAGAAAUUUGGACUCGAUCCUGAAUAUCAUUGGAGAAUACGCGAUUCAGCCGCACUCGUACUUGCCAAAAUAUGUGAUCGAUUUGGAAUGGAAUAUAAUACCUUACAACCAAGAGUUAUCAAGACGUUAUUAUCCGCUUUAACUGAUCAAACAAAAUCUUUAAGUACACAUUAUGGCUGUAUAGUGGCAUUGGGAGCGUUAGGGCGUGAAGUUAUAAAGACAAUCUUAGUACCAAAUCUUAAAACAUACUUAGAAAUAUUAGAACAGCGUAAAAAAGUUGAUAAAAAUAAAGCCGAACGUUGCGAAAAUGCUAUUUUU
Cetraspora pellucida is the source of this 1164-nucleotide messenger RNA. Lineage: Eukaryota; Fungi; Glomeromycota; Glomeromycetes; Diversisporales; Gigasporaceae. The record is from the annotation of a GenBank genome assembly.